This is a messenger RNA of Centropristis striata (black sea bass), 2342 nucleotides long. It is a transcript of the gene mphosph10, whose product is annotated as M-phase phosphoprotein 10 (U3 small nucleolar ribonucleoprotein). The record is from RefSeq and is a predicted model, not a curated record. Gene Ontology annotation, biological process: rRNA processing. Bases 114 to 2225 code for a protein of 703 amino acids. Gene Ontology annotation, cellular component: sno(s)RNA-containing ribonucleoprotein complex; small-subunit processome; nucleus. The transcript is spliced from 11 exons. NCBI's taxonomy places the organism in Eukaryota, Metazoa, Chordata, Actinopteri, Perciformes, Serranidae.
CAGUCCUGUUAGAGGUUUUACAAUAACCCAGAGGAUGACCAUGAUGAUAAAAGUGUGGCAGUUAAAUCAUUGUUGACACAAACCAACCUGCAACCUUCAGCACGGCGGACGCCAUGUUUGUACCUCGGAACCAAACGGCAGCCGGUUGUGUUUCUCGGCGAGCCUGUUUACCUGCGACACAGACGGACACACAUGUGGGAGCAACGAUGGCUAGCGGAGAUGUGUGGAGCGUGCUGGAGGAGUGUGUUAAGAAAAUAAAUGCCAACACAGCACAGCCAGAGAACUUUCUGAGCCUUCAAGAUGAGGUUGCAGCCGACUUUACUUCUAUCACCAAAACCCUGUAUGACCUCCACAAAGCUCAGGAGCCUGCAGAUUAUAAAGGCAGCCCGUUGGAUCAGCUGGUGGUGGAAAACUUUGAUGAAGAGCAGAUCUGGCAGGAGCUGGAGCUGCAGAACAACGGCAUACUGAAACACUUUAAAAAUGCAGUCGAAGAGGCUUUGUCAGAUGAAACAUUAACGGUGCUGGUAGAGGAGGAGGAAGAGGAAGAGGAGGAAGAGGAAGUAGAGACUGGCGAUGAAAAUGUUGAUGAAGAUGAGGAGGAACCACCUAGACAGUCUAAAAAAAUGGCGGUGGAGGAUGAGGUUGGGGCCGAGCAUUACUCAGAUGAGGACUCUGAUUUAGAUUUUGAUGUUGAUGCUCUGGAGAAGCGAGAGAAACAGAAGAAGGGUAUUGGAAGGAAAGGCUCCAAAACAAAGGUGGUUCCCUCUGAGGUUGAUGAUCGGUUCUUCAAACUGUCAGAGAUGGAGUCGUUUCUCGACGAUAUGGACAAGCGGGAGGGAAAGGGCGAUGAGAACGAAGAUGAGCUGGACUAUUUUCAGGACCUGCCCUCCGAUGACGACGAUGAUCUUGACUUAGAGAAAGUACUUUCAACCAAAAAGCAGAAGAAACAGAUUGGAAAGAGCUCCAGGAAUCUCAAGUACAAGGACUUCUUUGAUGGUGAACCAGCGAAAGCAGACGAGCAGUCAGAUGGCGAGGAUGACGGCAUGGAUGAAAGCCUGGAAGAAGGUGAAGAAGAAAUGGAUGACGAGGAAGAUGACUACUAUGGUGAAGAGGAGGGUGACGAUGAGGAUGAAGGGAACAAAACAUCCCGUAAGAAAGUGACGUUUAACCUCUCUGGGGACGAGGACAGCGAGGGAGAGGACAUGGAGGACAUUUUUGGAGGAAAAUCUGCACCAAAGUCUGAAUCAAAGUCGUCAUUUGAGAGACGGCAAGAAAAGAUGUCAGAGAAGAUCGAGGAGUUGGAGAAAGCCGCUCUGGGAGAAAAGCCCUGGCAGCUGUCCGGAGAGGUGACAGCACAGACUCGUCCAGAGAACAGCAUGCUGGAGGAAGAUGUGGAGUUUGAGCAGACAAGCAGGACCGCUCCUGGUAUCACGGAAGAAAUCACAUUACAGCUUGAAGACAUCAUCAAGCAGAGGAUUAAAGACGGGGCGUUUGAUGAUGUGGUCCGCAAGGAGAAACCCAAAGAGGAGGUGUUUGAGUACAAGAAGAGGCUGACGUUGGACCACGAGAAGAGCAAGCAGAGUCUUGCAGAAAUCUAUGAGCAGGAAUACCUCAAACAGAAUCAGAAAACGACAGAGGAGAAGGAGAACCCAGCCCAUGUAGAAAUUCAAAAGCUUAUGGACACGCUCUUCUUAAAGUUGGACGCUCUCUCCAACUUCCACUUCACACCUAAACCACCUGUUCCUGAGGUCAAAGUGGUGUCUAACCUGCCGACCAUCACGAUGGAGGAGGUGGCUCCUGUCAGCGCUAGUGAUGCUACGCUGCUCGCACCAGAAGAAAUCAAGGAGAAGAACAAAGCCGGAGAUCUUCUGGGAGAUACUGAGAAGACGUCAACAGACAAGAAGCGCGAGAGACGCCACAAGAAGGCGGUGAAGCGUCUAAAGAUCAAGGAGAAAGAAAAGAGACAGAAACUUAAAGAGGCCAGUAGCAAUGGGCAGAACAAAAAGCCAUCAAAGGCUGAAGUCACAGAAAGCCUGAAGAAACUCACAAAAGGAGGCAAAGCCAAGAUACUCAAGGACGAGGGGAAGGACAAGGCUCUUCGCUCCUCUCAAGCCUUUUUCUCUGAGCUGCAGGAUCAGGUUAAAAGUCAGAUCAAAAGUGCAAAGGACCAGUCGUCAAAGAAGAAGAAACACAAAGAGGUUUCUGUCAGCAAACUCAAGUUAUAACUGUGAUAAUCAACUUUUUAUUGUACAGAUUCUUUUUUAUGAGAAAGCUGCAAUGUAUUAAACCUGAAAGUCCUUGUUAAAUGUUUCCAUUUCAUUCAAAUAAAUCAAGUUCUAAGA